Molecule: messenger RNA, 1779 nt
Organism: Misgurnus anguillicaudatus (oriental weatherfish)
Lineage: Eukaryota; Metazoa; Chordata; Actinopteri; Cypriniformes; Cobitidae
Product: cytochrome P450 2J4
Biological process (GO): xenobiotic metabolic process
Cellular component (GO): cytoplasm; intracellular membrane-bounded organelle
Molecular function (GO): heme binding; iron ion binding; oxidoreductase activity, acting on paired donors, with incorporation or reduction of molecular oxygen, reduced flavin or flavoprotein as one donor, and incorporation of one atom of oxygen
Source: RefSeq, a predicted model, not a curated record
AGCUCCUCACUCUCAAUACUCUUGAUUUAUAGUCAGUUAUCUCUAGUCUUCAACAGCCUUUGGCAGUACAACGCAGAAGUCAAGGAAAUGUCUGUGAUGGAUCUGCUAGAGCUUUACGAGUGGAUCGACAUCAAGUGCAUUUUAAUAUUCUUAUGUGUGUUUUUGUUAUUGAGUGAUUAUAUCCGAAAUAAACCUCCGAAAAACUUUCCUCCAGGACCCUGGUCUUUGCCGAUUAUUGGGAAUCUUCAUCAUAUCGAUCACACGAAAAUUCAUCUUCAGUUUUUAGAGUUUGCAAAAAAAUAUGGCAAAAUCUUCAGCAUUAGAAUUGGUCCAAGAAUGGUUGUGUUAGAUGGGUAUAAACUAUUUAAGGAGGUGUAUGUACAACAAGGUGACAACCUCGCUGAUCGACCCAGUAUACCUUUAUAUGAGUUCAUUGGAAACAGAGGUUUAAUUACCUCCAGUGGUUAUCAAUGGAAGCAACAGAGAAGAUUUGCACUCUCAACACUUAGGAAUUUUGGAUUGGGAAAGAAAAGCCUUGAACCAUCCAUCCACCUUGAAUGUCGCUUUUUUAAUGAAGCCAUUGCAAAUGAACAUGGUAGACCAUUUGAUCCUCAGGUCCUGCUGAACAACGCUGUGUCAAAUGUGAUCUGUGUCCUUGUGUUUGGUAAUCGAUUUGAGUACAGCGACAAUGAAUUCCAGUCUCUGUUGAAGAAGAUGAGCGAGGCUGUGUAUCUUGAGGGCGGCAUCUGUGCUCAACUUUAUAACAUGUUUCCAUGGAUCAUGAAGCGACUGCCUGGAUCACACCAGAAAAUAAUUGCUCUGUGGAAGGAGGUUAUUGACUUUGUUCGUGAGAAGGUGAAUACACACAGGGUGGACUAUGAUCCAUCAGAUCCUCGAGACUACAUCGACUCCUUCCUUAGUGAGAUGGAUAAAUUGAAGGAGGACAAAGAUGCUGGGUUUGACAUAGAGAACUUGUGCAUCUGUACAACAGAUCUGUUUGUGGCAGGAACUGAGACCACCACCACCACUUUAUACUGGGGUCUUCUAUGCAUGAUCAAAUAUCCUGAGAUACAGGCUAAAGUUCAGGAGGAGAUUGAUCGUGUUGUGGGUGGGGAACGUGAACCAUCUAUAUCAGACAAAGACAAGCUGCCCUACACCAAUGCUGUCAUUCAUGAAAUCCAAAGAAUUGGAAAUAUUGUUCCAAUAAACCUUGCCCGAGUUGUUGGAGAAACUACCCAGAUCGGAAAAUACACUAUUCCAAAGGGCACGCUGGUUACUAGCAACUUGACAUCAGUGCUGUUUGAUGAAUCUGAGUGGGAGACACCGCACUCUUUUAACCCAAAUCAUUUCCUGGAUGCUGAGGGCAAAUUCAGGAGAAGAGAUGCCUUUUUGCCUUUCUCUAUAGGAAAGAGAGUGUGUCUUGGUGAGCAGCUGGCAAGGAUGGAACUCUUCCUCUUUUUCUCCUCUCUCCUUCAGCGUUUCACGUUGUCUUCACCUGCAGGUGUGGAGCCCAGCCUGGAUUAUAAAAUGGGGUCCACUCACUGUCCUCAGCCAUACAAAUUAUGUGCAGUACCACGUUGAAUAAUACACACAAAUAUAUGUUCAUGGUUUGCUUGUGGUAUGUUUUUAGUAAGUACAAAUUAUAGGAUCAGUAAUUUUUAGUAAUUAAUAUUUCAUCAAGUGUACAUCUGUGUUUGUUUAAAGUCAGCACAAGUUUGUACUGUGUUGGUUGAUGAAGAAGUACUCAGUUUGUAUUAAACAGUUUUACUAUUUAUUAAA